GGAUUGUUUGCCCUGCGGGGCGAGGGCAUGUUCGCAACACGCAGCCUGGCGCCCAAACCAAGACGGAGUCUGGGGGAGGCAAGGUGAUCCCGAAGUCCAUUCCGCCCUCAGCUCGCGUGGCCUCCUGUCUCGCAUGGAGCUGUCAAAAUAAGAGCGAAUACGUAAUCAUCUUCUGUUCGGACGGGCUUUAUUUGAUUGAUCCUUUUUCCUACGAAGACUCAGAACAUCCGAGCGUGCCGUGCUUUGCUUUAAACGUGGAUGACGUGUUGGGGACAUCUUUAGUGACAUCUGACGUGUACCUUCAGCGGCAGGAUGGAGGCUGAUUUUUUUUUCCUCCCCUGUUUGUGGUCAUGCCUGGGCGCUGGCUUUGUGUGAUGCAAAAACUUGAGGGCAUCCGUUGGCAGGAGCAAGCACAAUCCUCGAAUUGCAACGCGAUCGCCGAUCUGAUUUACAUUUAUGAGACACGUAAGUCUAGGAGCCAGAGUGGAGCAUCUCCGCUCUCAGUGAAUUAAGACAACAUGACCAGGCCUGCAUGUAUUUCCUGAUUCCUCAAUUACAUCAAGCAAAUUCAAAAUCUGGGAUUAGUUAUCUCGCAAUUUUCACCUUUUUGUUGAAAGCCAGAAAGAUGAGAAAAUAAAUCUGCUUCUAAAAAUUUCAAUACCAUGCAAGUCUUACCCAAGAAGAUAAUCGACCCCUUGUCAUAAGCACUGCUAGUGGAGACGACCGUCUGCUGCCUUUUGUCACUCCACCGAGAUACUGCUGUGAUCAGUGAAAAGAGUCGCCUUCCCCAUGACAACAUGUCAGCGAAAGAGCACAGCCCCCGACACGGUGCAAAGUCACGCGGUGUGCAGCGGGCCUCCACCAUCGAUGUCGCUUCUGACAUGUUAGGUUUGUCUUUGUCAGGAAACAUCCAGGAUCCAGAUGAGCCAAUCUUAGAAUUCAGUUUAGCUUGCAGUGAGCUGCUUACUCCGUCGCUAGAUAGAAAGCCAAAUAGUUUUGUAGCAGUGAGUGUCACUACACCUCCUCAGGCAUUCUGGACAAAACAUGCUCAAACUGAAAUUAUUGAGGGAACAAGCAAUCCUAUCUUUCUCAGCAGCAUUGCCUUUUUUCAAGACUCGCUUAUUAAUCAGAUGACGCAAAUCAAACUUUCUGUAUAUGAUGUUAAAGAUAGAUCUCAGGGAACUAUGUAUUUAUUGGGUUCUGUGGUCUUCACUGUAAAGGAGGUACUUACGGAGAAGAACCAUAGGUUGCAUUUAACACUAAGAUCUGCUGAAAGUGACCGUGUUGGUAACAUUACAGUCAUAGGAUGGCAAAUGGAGGAAAAAACAGAUCAAAGACCUCCCAUUACCAGGUCUCCUGACACUAUCAAUGGAAGGACUGUGCUUCCAGUUGAUGAAAGUUUAACAGAGUCCUUAGGUAUCCGAUCCAAAUAUGCUUCAUUACGAAAAGAUGUUUUGUUAAAAUCUGUUUUUGGAGGGGCCAUUUGCCGGAUGUAUCGGUUCCCCACCACGGACGGGAACCAUCUGAGGAUCUUGGAGCAAAUGGCAGAGAGUGUGCUCUCCCUACACAUCCCCAGGCAGUUUGUGAAACUGCUACUUGAGGAAGAUGCAGCAAGGGUUUGUGAACUUGAAGAGCUGGGAGAGCUGUCUCCUUGUUGGGAAAGUCUUCGUCGGCAAAUAGUUACUCAGUACCAAACAAUUAUUCUGACUUACCAGGAAAACCUCACGAAUCUUCAUCAAUACAAAGGACCAUCAUUCAAAGCAAGUAGCCUGAAAGCAGAUAAGAAGCUGGAAUUUGUUCCUACGAAUUUACACAUACAGCGAAUGAGAGUCCAGGAUGAUGCAGGAUCAGAUCAGAAUUAUGACAUCGUAACUAUAGGGGCACCGGCUGCUCACUGCCAAGCCUUUAAAGCUGGUGGCCUGCGGAAAAAGCUGCAUAAAUUUGAAGAUGCAAAGAAACACAGUUAUGAGGAAUGUUGCACUUCAACCACUUCCCAGUCAAUAGUGUAUAUACCACAGGAUAUUAUUCGUGCAAAGGAGAUUAUUGCACAGAUCAAUACCCUCAAAACUCAAGUUAGCUACUAUGCGGAAAGACUUUCCAGAGCUGCCAAGGACAGAUCAGCCAAUGGACUUGAAAGAACACUUGCCAUUCUUGCAGAUAAGACACGACAGCUUGUCACUGUGUGUGACUGCAAGCUGUUGGCAAAUUCUAUACAUGCACUGAAUGCUGCAAGACCAGAUUAUAUAGCCUCAAAGGCCUCUCCAACCUCUACAGAGGAAGAACAAGUAGUGCUAAGGAAUGACCAAGACACUCUGGUGGCCAGAUGGACAGGACGAAAUAGCCGAUCUUCUUUGCAGGUUGACUGGCAUGAAGAAGAAUGGGAAAAAGUCUGGGUGAAUGUUGACAAAAGUCUUGAAUGCAUUAUUCAGAGGGUGGACAAACUGCUUCAGAAAGAGCGAUUACAAAGUGAUAGCUAUGAAGAUGUUUUCCAGUGUGACGUCAGCUGUUCUAGCAAGAAAGGUAAACGGGACACCCGUGCAUACUGGAUAAAGCCAAACACCUUAAAUGAGAUUUCAUCAUCUUCAUCAUCCCCACCAUCAUCUUCAUCCAUGUCAUCCUCUGCAUGCCAUUGCCCCAGAAUCACAAAUUGCAGUCCCAAUCCUGAAGAGUCCAGCCCAGGUGAAUGGAGUGAGGCCCUUUACCCAUUGCUGACAACACUCACAGAUUGUGUGGCCAUGAUGAGCGACAAGGCGAAGAAAGCAAUGGUGUUUCUCCUGAUGCAAGACAGUGCCCCUACCAUAGCUCUUUGCUUGAGCCUUCAGUACCGAAGGGAUGUUGUCUUUUGCCAGACUCUCACAGCUCUUAUCUGUGGCUUCAUUAUCAAGCUGAGGAACUGUCUGCAUGAUAAUGGAUUCCUGAGGCAGCUCUACACCAUUGGCCUGCUGGCACAAUUUGAAAGCCUUUUGAGUACUUAUGGUGAAGAGCUGGCAAUGCUAGAGGAUAUGAGUGUUGGUAUAAUGGACUUGAGGAAUGUAACAUUUAAAGUAACCCAGGCUACAUCGAAUGCAUCUGCCGACAUGCUGCCAGUUAUUACAGGAAAUCGGGAUGGGUUUAAUGUGAGAAUCCCAUUGCCAAGCACCUUGUUUGAUGCGCUGCCCCGUGAGAUUCAGAGUGGCAUGUUACUGAGAGUUCAGCCUGUUCUCUUCAAUGUGGGAAUCAAUGAACAACAAACCUUAGCAGAAAAGUUUGGAGACACUUCAUUACAAGAAAUGAUUAACAUGGAAAGUUUAGUAAGAUUGAAUUCCUACUUUGAGCAGUUCAAAGAAGUUUUGCCUGAAGACUGUCUACCUCGAUCCCGUAGUCAAACGUGCCUGCCUGAAUUGUUGCGGUUCCUUGGACAGAAUGUACAUGCAAGGAAAAACAAGAAUGUUGAUAUUCUUUGGCAAGCUGCAGAGAUUUGCCGCAGACUAAAUGGUGUCCGGUUUACAAGUUGCAAAAGUGCCAAGGAUAGGACUGCCAUGUCAGUGACACUGGAACAGUGUCUCAUAUUGCAGCAUGAACAUGGAAUGGCCCCACAGGUUUUCACCCAGGCCCUGGAGUGUAUGAGGAGUGAGGGUUGUCGAAGAGAAAAUACAAUGAAGAAUGUUGGAUGUCGCAAGUAUGCAUUUAAUUCUCUGCAGCUGAAGGCUUUCCCCAAGUAUUACAGGCCUCCUGAAGGAACUUAUGGAAAAGUUGAAUCAUAAGAUUAUUAUGUCUUGUAAUUAGUUGUUCCAUUAAAACACGUGAAUACAUUCAACUUUAGUAUUUGAACUUUGACAACAAUGUCAGAAACAAUUUUUGUAUGUUUCACUAGGUAAUUCUGAGCAUGUAAUUUUAUUAAAUUGGAUUCUAUAGGAAAAGAUUAUUUGCUGACCCCAAUGUAAUGUUAUGUAAUGACUUCUCAUGUAACUAGCCAUCAGUGUAUGUAAGAUGCUUGAAUACCAUUGUUUUAUUACCUAGAUGCCUAUCAAGGGACUAUCAAGGAUUUUAUGAAUGAUGUUUGGGCAGCUGCUUCACUCAUCUUUUUAUAUAGAUUUACUUUAAAAUUUAGACUUUCAUAUUACUUUUUAAAACCUCAGAGUUGUAAAUAAUAAACAGGUUUGUCGUGAUACAGUUUGACAAGUACAAGAGGCAGGAGAAAAUUAAGCCCAGUUUUUAAGCCAUGGCAGCACAGUAAAUAGGAGCUUAAAAUGUUUUGCUUUAUUAGAACACUAUCAAACCAGGGGGGUGGGGGGUAAUAUAAAAGGCCAGAAACUGACAUAACACCCACUUCUGCUUGGUUCAGAAGCUGGAAUGGACCCUUGAUUAUUUAAUUUCACCCAAUAAACUUCUGUUUCAAUGCUUUUGAGUGGUCGAGAGCUAACAAACAACAUUUGUAAGAGCUAAUUAGGCAAGAGAUAGUUGCCCAUUUAAAAUAGUGCAUGAGACUAGUAUUGCAUGAGAGUAAUAGACAGAGGACUCAGGCAUUAAAAUGGGCAAUCUUAUUGGCAUUAUGGAUCAGAUAAGCAACUGCAUUCUCAUCUGUACUAAGUGCCAGUGAGGACUGUGUAGGCCAAGUCACGUGCAUAUCAUCAUAUGUUCAAUUUCCUAUCAAUUUGAACCUCUUUCUGCCACUCCGUUACAGCACAGUGAUAUUUAGUGACAGCCACCAUAUGCAACAGACAGAACUCUUGAUUCUUUAUUUUCGCACAUAACAGGUUCUUAAGUGAGUUUAUUUGCACAGGACUGCUUUUCCAAAUAUACAAGGCUUCUUCCAAGUACCUAAGUUGUUUGCUAGCUUGACAGGCUGAUCCUAAGCAAAAUUCAGAUGUGGUUUAUCUCCCUGUUCAAAUAUCACCACUGAAAGUGGCAGUUAUUAACUAUAAACUAAGGAUUCGUUUCUUUCCCUCAAGUUUGUCCCUCCUCUUUUUUUAGCUGUGUCAAUCUCUGUAUUAUCAGACUGAUACACAGCUGGAAACAAAUUUUCUUGAAUUUUUCAUGAACGCUACCAGUGUGUGUUUUGAUACCAAAAUGACCAUUAAGGUUUAGAAUAGUAUUAAUUUCAAACCUGACUAAAGCUCAAUUCAUAUCUUCACCUUGGAAUAAAAGGCUGUAUACAUGGUGGUUUUUAUCACAUUGGUCUCAUUUAGACAGAGCUGAACCUUAAAUUAGUGCUAUGUGAGCAAGCCAGGGGCUUCUGUAUUUGACACUCUCUUCUCUGGCACAGCCUCAAAAUAGAGAUUGAAAGCACUCACUUCCUGUUUGUACUGCCUUGGUGUAUCAUUAGAUCCAAAAAGAGCAAACAGUAGUUAGAUAUUGGAACAUGUCAGGAUCAAACUGUAGCUUCCGAUUGUGGCUUGUUUCAGCAUACUGUAGUUUUAAUGAAACAGAGUGCCCAGUCUGUAUGUAACAGGAAACUAAUUAGUUUAAACUUGGAAGGAGAUGCCUCCAAUCCUUCUACAGUUAUCUCAGAAGAGGCAAUGGGAGUACCAGGCCUGAGACUCACUAAUGCUCAUCCAUUUAAUGGUCAACCAAUUUUUAGCCUUUUGACUGAACUGGACCACUGUCUUCAAAUGAGAGAUGUUCGUGAAAAGCCACUAUGCAUCAAAUAUACAGUUAGAAAAAAUGAUGUAAAGUACACACUUGCAGACUGUGCAGGUUUAAGUCAAAAUGUGUGAAUCAUGAUUAAGGAAGAGUAGCACACUCUUCUGUUGCCCACUAAUACGUGAUCAGCAGCUCUUUGUAAGGAGUCCCUGUAAACAACAUAUAUCUAAAUUGUAAAAUAAGCAUUAACUUUGAACUGUUUCAUACUUAGUCUUUUGUAGAAUUGUUUCAUCCCAUAUACAAUAGUCAAAAGAUUUUCCUUUUCAUUCUAAGAGUGUAAUCCAUUUUUUCCAUUUUAAAUUCCAUUGAUAUUAGUGGGAUUUUCUUAUAAGUGCGUUUGAUGCCAUGGGCCUUCUAAUGGAAAUGGCAACUCUGGUUCACUUUUUUUCAACAAAAAAAUGUUGCUGAUUUACCCGUAACAUUUUCUAAGUGUGUUUUACUUUUCCUUGGUGUUUAUCACUGCACUUUUAGUUUGUGUUUAGGCCCACACAAAUUUGUUUUAGUUUGGUUUUUAGCAAUUUAGCACCUGAGCUGUGGUAUACAUGCUAACAAUGUUUUUGCUGAAUUAGUUCUUUAUUGCUACUUCAAUCUUGUUUACAGUUCCAGAAUUAAGAACACUGUAAUAUGCAUAUCCUCAGCACCAAAUGUAAAAUUCUGUGGGCUAUGUUAAAUUGUAUUAUUGGAAAAACUCCUACUGAUUUAGCAGACAAACUAUCUUUUGAUCAAUAUUAAACUUUUAUUUAUUCUCUGUUCACUGCCCAUAUAUAUAUAUUUAAUGCACUUAAAGAAUGUAAUAAAUUAUAUGUCAGUUUUUAAAUAUUAUUUUGCAGGGAAGGAAUAGUAAGUUAUUAGAGAAGAUUGCAUUCAUAUAAGUGGUCCAAUCCUAAAAUAUUUUACCAGCAAUAAGUGUUUAGGAUUGAAUUUGUAGCCUGUAGCCUACAUAGCAUCACAUGAUACAUCAUUCUUAGUCUGUUUCAGGCAUCUUCUGCAGCCCUGGAAGCUUUCCCUAUUAUAAUGUCUCCCUGUUAUUUUAAAGGGAAAGGCAAGCUCUGCAUGUACAAGAGAUUGUGCAAAGCUGCUUUUCCCAUGCAAAUAAAUAUGAAACGUAUCUGCAUUAAAGAGAGAGAUGUACACCAAAAAUUAAUAGAACUGGCUUGGAACUGUAUCAGCAUUGAAAACAGCUGGUAAAGCCUUAGGUCAGGUGGUUUAGAACCAGAUUUUUAGUUAUAUUCCCUCUAAGUUACAGUGAUCCUUUAUUCUACAUUCCUAUUAAAUUACACUAUUUAAGUUGCUUGUUUUUAUAAAGUUGCAUUCACUUCAAGGAGGCCCUGGAGAAUACAUCUAGCAUUACAAUAUUUCUCUAAAUAAUUUCCAAACUCAUGUGCAUGCUUUGCUAUCCCUUUUAGCGUAGCAAAACACCAGGCUAUAAUCCCUUAUUUAAUGUGGGGAAAGGGGUCUGAUAUUCUAAUUUGCAUUCUUUUUGGCUGCUUGCCAUGUGUAGACCAAUCUUGUCUAGCUAAUAUUUUGUAUAGACUACUAUAUAUACAUAGGGUUCCAAGAUGGACAGGCUGAAUAAAGCUUGAUCAAAAAUGGGAAACCCAUGAAACCAUAAAUCCAUAUAGGAAAUGUCAUAUGAGUAGAUUUUUUUACUGUUUUGUUUUUGCACAGAAAAGGCAUUCUUAAGAUUUACUAUAACAUGAAGCUCAAGCUAAUACUGUUUUUCAGUACAUUUUUUUAAAAAAUGAAAAAAUGCCAGAGGGGUUUGAAAGAAGGUGCUGCCAAGUAUGUUCUGUGUAUGUUUUCUGAAACACUCGCAGCACAAUUGACUUUGGGUUUCAUUUAUGUAUGUAGAGCUAUGGUAAAUAGAGCACAGUUUGUCGCAACACAGUUGUAUUUGCCAAGCUUUGUGCAUUGAAGUUUUAUUAUUUAUUUGUUUGGGGGGCAGUAUUAAUAAUACCAUAAAUAUAUGGUUACUGUUUUAUAUAGUCUUCAUUCGUCCAAUCCAUGUAUGCUGUAAAUGUGCUAGUCUUUAGGGAUUAAAAAAUAAAGAACUGACAAGAAUGUU
Varanus komodoensis (Komodo dragon) is the source of this 7687-nucleotide messenger RNA. It is a transcript of the gene INPP4A, whose product is annotated as inositol polyphosphate-4-phosphatase type I A. The coding region runs from base 798 to 3743 and encodes 981 amino acids. The record is from RefSeq and is a predicted model, not a curated record. Lineage: Eukaryota; Metazoa; Chordata; Lepidosauria; Squamata; Varanidae. Gene Ontology annotation, cellular component: cytoplasm. The transcript is spliced from 27 exons. Gene Ontology annotation, molecular function: phosphatidylinositol-3,4-bisphosphate 4-phosphatase activity.